AUGGCCGCGAAAUCAGACGGUACAGCCGUUUCUUUGCAGAAUGACAUUCCGCCGGCGUGCCUCCCUGGGCUGGAGAAGCGCUCUCCCCAGUGGCGUUCCGUCUGGAAGGAGUAUUCGCUCCUGGACUGCUGCUGGACCCUCUGUGCCCUCUUGGUCUUUUUCUCGGACGGGGCUUCAGACCUGUGGCUGGCUGCCGACUACUAUCUCAGGCAGAACUACUUGUGGUUCGCUCUGACACUCGUUUUUAUCAUCAUUCCGUCUGUGGUGGUGCAGGUGCUCAGCUUCCGAUGGUUAGCGUACGACUACUCCGACGCCAACGGGAGCGGCACGGCUGCGGCUGCCAUGGUAGCGGCGUCCAAUGCGGAGAGCCACUUCAGCACCAAGGACAGCGAUCAGCGGGGCGCUGGCCGCUCCGCUGCGGUCACCGGAUCCCGGAGCAGCGCUGAGAGCUGCUGCAGAGUCUGCGUGUGGCUCUUCCAAAGCGUCGUGCAUGUUCUUCAGCUGGCACAGGUCUGGAGGUAUGUCCAUGUCUUAUAUCUGGGCGUGCAAAGCCGCUGGCGUGGGGACCAUGAGCACAAACACUUCUACUGGCGUACGAUGUUUGAGAACGCUGACAUCAGCAUGCUGAGGUUGCUUGAGACCUUCCUGAAGAGCGCACCUCAGCUCGUUCUGCAACUCAGCAUUAUGGUCCAGACCAGCCAGGUCCUCCCUUUGCAGGGUCUGUCUGCGUCCGCCUCUCUAGUGUCUCUGGGCUGGAUGAUGGCAUCUUAUCAGAAGGCAUUACGGGACUCUCGUGACGACAAGCUCCCCAUGUCGUAUAAAGCAGUGGUGGUGAACAUGCUGUGGCACCUGUUCACAGUGGGAGCCCGCGCCAUGGCCCUCGCCCUCUUCAUUUCCAUUUUCCAGCUCUACUUCGGCAUUUUCAUCGUGGCCCACUGGUGCGCCAUGACCUUCUGGAUCAUCCAAGGUGAGACGGACUUCUGCAUGUCCAAGUGGGAGGAGAUCAUCUACAACAUGAUGGUGGGCAUCGUGUACAUAUUCUGCUGGUUCAGUGUCCGUGAGGGCCCCACGCGGUGCCGUCUGCUUCUUUACAGCCUCAUAAUCCUGGCCGAAAAUGUGGCCCUCACUGCCGUGUGGUACAUAUACCGCAGCCAGCGCACUUCAGACUUUUACGCCGUGGUGGUGGUAUGCGUGGUGGCCUGUAGCUACGCCCUGGGCACAUUUUUUAUGUUUGUCUACUACUGUUUGUUGCACCCUGACGGCCCUGUGUCUGGGGCCUAUAUUGGAUGUUGCGACGUCCAGGUGGGUGCUGUUUCAGAUCCUUGUGUCUCAUCACCCACCUCCGCUCCUCCUCCUCUGGAUGCGGUGAGCAGCCCGCCGCGGACUCUGCAGAGGACUAAAGGAGGAGAGUCAGUACCAGGAGGAGACGUUGGAGAUGUGUUUAAGAUGCGGACCCUUAAGGCCUCACGAACCGCCGCGCCUCGCCUCAUUCCAAGGACAGAGGGGCCGGUAAUUCGCAUCGACCUUCCCAGGAAGCAGUACCCAGCCUGGGACGCCCACUUCAUUGAUCGCAGGCUGCGAAAGACCAUUUUGGUGCUGGAAGCCGCUGCUCCGGUCACUCCGAGGAUCCAGUACCGCUGUCUAGGCACACCGAAGGAAGUGAUGGAAUAUGAGACGACAGUCUGAAAUGUUUUACCUUCUCCAAAUAAAAGAUGUGGUAGUGUGCAGAAAAGUCAGUUCCGUCCAGCUUUAUUUGGUGAAGAGGAAGAGUUUGUCAGAUCUCCACAUGACCCCUUAUUGACUCUUGUCAUCUGUGGAAUCACAUGAUGCACUAGUGUCUAGAAAAGAGCCACCCUGUGGUGACAUUAGACAUAACUACGGGUUAUUGAGUUAGGAGGUUAGGCAGGGGUCUGACCAAAUGAAUGAAAGAAAGCAGUGAGGCCACGGUAAAUCUGUAAUGAGCAAAACGACAUAUCAGUGUGGUACAUUAACAGCAAUGGUGCUUAAACACAUCCUAAACACCGUUUCAGACCAUCCUAGGUGUUUUUAAAUCUCUCGUGGCAGCUGGCGUAAACAACAAAUACUGAAUUCACUUGGUCGUAAUUCUGUGGGUAUUGAGGUUGUAGUAGGUGCAAGUAAAAUGUGUGAGUUGUCUCAUUAAAGGCCUUAAGACUUUCUUACGUUUGGCUGUUUAGCAUCUGAAAGGUGCAUUUCACCCUGCUUAAACAUUAGUGAAUAUAUGAAAACAGUUUGUGUGUUAGAUAUUUGAAGGGUUGAGCUUCUGAUAAAAUCUAGGCAUUUUAUUAAGCACAGAAUAUGUUGCCUUCAAGAACAGGGAUCAGACUUUGCAAGAAACACUAUGUUUAAAAAAUAAACUGUUCACAGUUAUCAAGGUCUCUUUUCAAGACAUUUCCACUACAACUUUCAAGUGAAAAACUGCAUAUCACUGAAAAAUGUGGGAUUUUUUUUUUAAUGUUCUCAAAGGACAUUUGUGUCAUGAUGGAAAUAAUGGGUCUGAUGCUGAAAAAUGGCUGAGUGCACCUAUAAAGAGAAUUGAAUGAAUGUUAAUCUCAAGGACAAAGAACCCUGAUCAAACCGGUUUAUUAUAUGCCUGUAAUAGGAACGUAUGGUUAUACCACAGUAUUUCAAACAUGUCUAAGCUAACAAAGAUUACGAGCUCACAUUUUAAAGUACUUGUGUGACAGCUGAAGGGAAGAAAUUAUAUAGCAUAUGUUUACAUGUUUCAAAAUAGUUCUCUUUUUAGGAUUCAUGAAAAGUUACCAGCAUUAUGAUUAUGCCAUUUCAUCAUUUACAUAAUUUGGUGCAACAAUACUCACAAAUGUUUGGAUAGUGAACAUUUUGAUGGAUAUGAACAAAUCCAUACAGUAUCCUCUGUCUCUUUUAUUUAACAUUUAAAUUAAGGUAAUGAGACAUUUGGUCAUAUCAUCUAAUAUCAUCUACCAAUUGAUUAGAAUGUAUAUUUUUACUCUGAUCAAAACAAUAGCUGUCUUUUCUUUCUUUCUUUCUUUCUUUCUUUCUAAAACAAAGCAGUGACCCUGUUGUGUACAAAUGACUAAGAACAUAGUAUUUUGCAUUGAUUGCCUAUUGAGCUGUUGAAUAGAGAGAAGAUGAAUAAUCCUUGGGUUUGUGCAGUGUUUACUGAUAUCAUGUUAUUGCUAAGUCCAUUAACCCAUUGUAACUAUUUCACUUCUUGGCAUAAUCAUUACGUAUGUCCAUUUGUUAUCAUGUUGGUGCUAGCUGGAACACCUCAGCACAGCCAUGUAUGCUGUACUUUAUCCAUGUGGAUCAUACUCGUUCACUCUGGUUAAUGCUGGAUUCUACCGUAGACACGCUAAAGACGUUAAGCCUUACACUGCACCUGCAAGACUGUUGCUGUCGACUGUAAAAAGGAUGUCGAUCUUCAGCCAUGUGUUUUAUUUGGACAAUAAAGAAAGCAAAAUUGUGUGUUUACUGACCUGA
This is a messenger RNA of Onychostoma macrolepis, 3480 nucleotides long. It is a transcript of the gene xkr7a, whose product is annotated as XK related 7a. Bases 1 to 1686 code for a protein of 561 amino acids. Lineage: Eukaryota; Metazoa; Chordata; Actinopteri; Cypriniformes; Cyprinidae. Gene Ontology annotation, cellular component: plasma membrane. Gene Ontology annotation, biological process: apoptotic process involved in development; engulfment of apoptotic cell; phosphatidylserine exposure on apoptotic cell surface. The record is from RefSeq and is a predicted model, not a curated record. The transcript is spliced from 3 exons.